Penicillium oxalicum is the source of this 1848-nucleotide messenger RNA. Its product is annotated as putative general amino acid permease (Agp2). Gene Ontology annotation, biological process: amino acid transmembrane transport. The record is from RefSeq and is a predicted model, not a curated record. The transcript is spliced from 6 exons. The coding region runs from base 1 to 1848 and encodes 615 amino acids. Gene Ontology annotation, cellular component: membrane. Gene Ontology annotation, molecular function: amino acid transmembrane transporter activity. Lineage: Eukaryota; Fungi; Ascomycota; Eurotiomycetes; Eurotiales; Aspergillaceae.
AUGUCGCACGGGAAAGAUCUCGGCGCUCAUUCUCCCAUCGUUGCCUCGAUACAGCGCACCGAGUCACCCUCGGACGGUCCCGACCCCGAAAGCAAGCCCAACAAAGCAUCGACCGUGGAAGAUGUAGUCGUGGGCAAGGGUGUCGCGGGCAAUGCAGCUUCGUCAAUUGAUGAUGGCUCCAUGAAAGCGAGUGAUGAUCAUACACGACGCAAGUUGAAACCGCGCCAUCUACAGUUGAUCGGCAUUGGAGGCACAAUUGGUACAGCAUUGUAUGUGCAGAUUGGGAACAGUCUCCGCACUAGUGGACCAGCAAGUUUGUUGCUCGGCUUUGGUAUCUGCAAGCCAAGUAGGCAUAGAGCGACAGCCCCCGAAGACGGCCAAAGAUCGCCUGAUAUACUCGUUCCCAUUUGCGCCACUCCCCAUCCGAAGCCCAUGCAACUGAACGAUAUCACAUACCCAACCUGGCCCAGAAUGAAGCUGCCGAAUGCCCUAAAACGUCUCAUACUCUGUCUUGCCGAGAUGGUCACUUAUCUGCCCAUCUCCUCACCGUUCAUUCGAUUCGCGGGUCGGUACGUCGAUGAGGCGCUCGGUGUUGCAGCUGGCUACAACUUUUUCAUCUUCGAAGCCGCUCUCGUGCCCUUUGAAAUUGUCGCCAUCAGCUUGAUUGUGAGAUACUGGACGACUGUGAUCCCGGUUGCUGCAAUGAACGUGAUCAUUCUUGUGCUCUACACAGUUAUCAAUGUUUUUGCGGUCAAAUGGUACGGCGAGGCCGAAUUUUGGCUCUCCCUGGGAAAAGUCCUCCUCAGCAUUGGGCUCAUCUUCUACACCUUCAUCGUCAUGGUCGGAGGUAACCCGCUUGGAGAUCGAUUUGGCUUCCGGUAUUGGAACGAGCCCGGUGCUUUCAACGAGUACUACAAAACUGGCGACACGGGCAAAUUCCUUGGCUUCUUGUCGGCACUGAUCGCUGCCAGUUUCACUAUUGCUGGGCCAGACUACGUCUCCAUGGCGGCCGGCGAGACGAUCAAUCCUCGUGUCGUCUUGCCAAAGGCGUUCAACGGUGUCUUCUACCGACUGACGGCGUUCUUCGUGCUCGGCGUGCUGUGCGUUGGUAUUCUUGUCCCAUACAACGAUCCGACCAUGGCUGAUGCCUUUGAGAACGGUAAGCCCGGCGCGGCUGCAUCGCCAUAUGUGAUCUCGAUGGAUCGACUGCGAAUUCCUGUACUACCACAUAUUGUCAACGCCGUUGUGCUCACCGCCGCAUUUAGUGCGGGCAACAGUUAUGUCUACUGCGCCAGUCGCAGUCUCUAUGGUCUUGCCUUGGAGGGCAAGGCCCCUCAAAUCCUCACCAAAUGCACCAAAAAGGGUGUCCCCAUUUACUGCGUCGCCGUGGUCUUGUUGAUUGCGUUGCUAAGCUUCCUUCAAGUGUCGAAUGGCGCAUCCGUGGUGCUGGCCUGGUUUGUUAAUCUGGUCACUGCGUCCCAACUCAUCAACUUCUCCGUGUGUACGUUCACCUAUAUUCGCUUUAAAAAGGCGCUCGAUACACAGGGUAUUUCACGAUCGACUCUGCCCUACCGGAGCUGGUUCCAGCCCUAUAUCGCCUAUGUGGCUUGCACAGCAACUACAGUGAUGGCUUUUGUCGGUGGUUACACUGUCUUCUUGCCGGGUAAUUGGUCUGUCCCUACAUUCUUGUUCUCCUACACCAUGAUCGGAGUGUUCCCGAUUUUGUACUUUGGUUGGAAAAUCUUCCAUCAAACCAAAUUCCUCAAGCCAGAAGAGGUAGAUUUGAUUUCUGGUGUGGCGGAAAUUGAAGAUUAUACACGGGACUAUGUGCCCACGCCGCCUAAGUGA